This is a messenger RNA of Dentiscutata erythropus, 712 nucleotides long. The record is from the annotation of a GenBank genome assembly. NCBI's taxonomy places the organism in Eukaryota, Fungi, Glomeromycota, Glomeromycetes, Diversisporales, Gigasporaceae.
AUGAAACACAAUAGAGAUAAAUGCGGAGACUGUGGUAAAAAUCAAAAACUUAAACCUAAUAAACUUUGCAUUUAUUGUAAUUCCAAACAAACUAAAUGCACCGGCUGUAAUAGAAAAGUAAACCUUAAAUACGAGAACAACAGUUUAUGUGCUGAUUGUUAUAAUGCACGAUUUCUGAAUAUUAAUAGUGGAAAUAAAGAUAUUGACAAUUUAAUUAAAGCAUCACAUAAUAAACAACUUAAAUACAGAUUAGAAUGGGUUCCAUUCAAGGACUUCGUAGACAUAAAUCAAAUUGGAACAGGUGGCUUUAGUGAAGUUUACACUGCCACAUGGACAAAAGGAACACUAAAGGGUGCUAAAAGAGAACUUGAACGGAAUGAAAAUGCGACAGUUGUGCUAAAGGUUCUUAAAGAUUCCUCUGACAUUGAUUCUUCAUUCUUAAAAGAACCUAAUUCCCCCAAACGUCAACUUGUUCAAUGCUAUGGAGUGUCACAAGAUCCAAAUACAAAUAAUUAUAUAUUUGUUAUGUCUUAUAUGUCUCAUGGAAGUUUAAAUAAAUAUUUAUCAACUAAUUUUAAAAAUAUUACUUGGAAUAUGAAACUAAACCUUUUUAGGGAUAUUGUUAAAGGCAUUAAAUGGAUUCAUGAAAACAAAAUAAUACACCGCGAUAUACACAGUGGAAAUAUAUUAAUAGAUAAAAAGAAGAGAAAUG